Messenger RNA from Centropristis striata (black sea bass), 1634 nucleotides. It is a transcript of the gene e2f6, whose product is annotated as E2F transcription factor 6. NCBI's taxonomy places the organism in Eukaryota, Metazoa, Chordata, Actinopteri, Perciformes, Serranidae. Bases 156 to 1397 code for a protein of 413 amino acids. The transcript is spliced from 10 exons. Gene Ontology annotation, molecular function: RNA polymerase II cis-regulatory region sequence-specific DNA binding; DNA-binding transcription factor activity, RNA polymerase II-specific; protein dimerization activity. Gene Ontology annotation, biological process: regulation of transcription by RNA polymerase II. Gene Ontology annotation, cellular component: RNA polymerase II transcription regulator complex. The record is from RefSeq and is a predicted model, not a curated record.
GCAACAGCGGAGCACGACGUAAACAAACCGGGCUGCUUUACUGUUAGUGUGGCGGUUAUUAACGGGCAUUAACGGCUAUUAACGGUUAUUUUAACGGGGCUCGCGGGUCCCGUCAGCCCGGGGUGGUUCGGUUAGAGCGGCGGGUGACGGUUACCAUGGUGAAGUGUGUCGUCUCCGGCUGUCCGAACCGCUCGGCCAACAGCAGCCGGGGGGUCUUACACAGACCCGCGAAGAGGUUCUUCAACUUCCCCAGAGACCCCGCCAGGGUCAAGGUAUGGCUGGCGGCGCUGAGGGAGACAGACAAGCAGGACUCUCUGGAGCAGCACAUGAUCUGUGAGGACCACUUCCUGCCGGAGGACGUCAGUAAAAGUGGCGUCAACAGCGACGCCAUCCCCAUCAUGCCCCCGUACCUGGACGGGCCCCUGGGAGGCAUGAUCAGCCCCUGGGGGGCCGAGUCGUCUGAUGAGGAGGACCAGUGGGCCCCCGGGGGCUGUGAGGAGGAAGAGGAGGAGGAUGAUGGUGCUGAUCAGGCUCCUGUUUAUGUGGAGCUUCCAGCACGAGAACCUGCUGCAGUGGAUCCACCUCAGCAGGAUCCAGAAGUGAAGAAGAGUCCAGAGGCCAAGAUGAGGUUACAGUCCACCAACUUUAACUCUAUGGGCUCUAUGACCGGUCCGCCAGGAGCGGCGGGCUCCAGCAGGAACAGCUGGAGGCAGGGUGUCAGUCUGCCUCAGAGGACAGAAGGGCUGCAGGCCAAGAAGAACAGAUCAGACGUGGCUCUGGGGCAGCUGACUCAGCGUUUCCUGGAGCUGCUGAUGGCCGACCCAGAAGGUUUGGUGGACCUGCGGCAGGUCACCACCAGCCUGCAGACACGCCGGCGGAGAGUCUAUGACAUCACCAACGUCCUGGAAGGCAUCAGCGUCCUGGAGAGGCAGUCGGCCAACCACUUCAAGUGGAUAGGAAGCUGUCCCGUCUCAAACCUCCUGUGGAACCAGCACAAGUUCCAGAGAGAGCUGGACAACCUGAAGCUGGUGGAGGAAACUCUGGACACGCUCAUCAAAAGCUGCGCUCAGCAGCUCUUCGACAUGACCGACGACACGGAGAACGCUGAGUUUGCCUACGUGACUCACGAGGACGUCAGCCGGCUGGAAGUGUUCCAGGAGCAGACGGUGCUGGUGGUCAAAGCUCCGGAGGAAACCAAGCUAGAGGUUCCUGCUCCCAAAGAGGACAGCAUCCAGGUCCACCUGAUCGGGGGCCGGGGUCCCAUCACCGUGCUGACCUGUGAUGUGGGGACCAGAGAGCAGAGCGAGUGCUUCCUAACGCUGGAGGAGAGCCGCUUAAAGACAGACACGCUGCACACAGAGCCCUCGACUCCACAGAGCGCUGUGCAGAGUGCAUAACCUCCCGCUGGCCACCAGGAGGCGCCAUAUGUCCUCACAACUCAGACACAAGCCUGAAAAACUACACAAGUCUGCAGGGAGCAGGACGGUCAGACUGGACUGUUGCACAGAUUUACACUGAUCCACGUUUAAAUCAGCUGAAACUUCCACCUGAACAAAAGACACUUAAAUCACAUGAAAGACUCGUGGAUCAGUUUUAUUUGCACUGUUGCAAAGUUUUCUUUUUUAACUCUUCCU